Molecule: messenger RNA, 2121 nt
Organism: Gamsiella multidivaricata
Lineage: Eukaryota; Fungi; Mortierellomycota; Mortierellomycetes; Mortierellales; Mortierellaceae
Exons: 5
Coding region: 297-1982 (561 amino acids)
Cellular component (GO): cytosol; nucleus
Molecular function (GO): mRNA binding; RNA 7-methylguanosine cap binding
Source: RefSeq, a predicted model, not a curated record
CUGGUCCUCAUUCUUCCAUCCCAUUCACACCCCCUCCUCUCCUUUGAGCCCGAAACAAAACAGAACAAAAGUCCUUACUUGGUACCAUGGAGUUUGAAGCCGUAAGCGGAUCGCACUUUUGGCAUCGACCCUUUGGCGGAUAACACAGCACCACUGGACAAGGACACGUAUUCAUCACAAAGGAACCCACUUCACCUGCAUCAUAACCCUAUCCCAUUUAGAAUCGCUUUGCCAUCCCAGAGGGAGAGGACCCCGACCUCGACCUGGCCGCACCCGUGGAAACCACGUCAGGAGCCAUGUUUGACCAUACCAUCCGAGAUUCUAUGCUUGAACUUGAACAAGCAUUAGAAGAGGAGACAAGAGAUAUCUCAUCCCGCUUCCAGAGUGAGAGACGACCCGAACCUGCAGGGCUCGAUCGUGCCCUAUCUGACAACUACACGACCAACAGACCGCAGCACGGUUCCCGCGAUGGAUUUGCACAACAUAAAUAUGCAAGCAAGCACGGCGGAUUUGUCACUGGCUUCGAUCCAUUGUCCAAGGCGGAGCAGGCGAAAAAGGCCAGUCGUGCUCAGCGUUUCGGGGCAGUGCCUCAGUCAGAGAUCGCGAACAGGGAUGAAACAAUGGACGAACAGGGGACUAGCAUGGAUAUUGAUGAGAGAGAAUGGGUAAGACCCGACAAUUUGCCAAUGACGCCUCCCAGGACCUCAACCAUCCGUCUUGAAGCCGUGCAUCUCUACGGUACGGACGAGAUGUCGACCAAGGAUGUCCUCAAAUACUUUGAGGCGUAUGGACCCAGUCAUGUGGAAUGGAUCGACGACUCUUCUUGCAACAUCAUCUUUCCGGACCAAUUCUCGGCAAAGCGUGCACUCUACUUUCAGCUCGUUGACCGAAACGUCAACUUUGGAGAGGAUGACGACGUCGAGCCUACUCGGACAGAGACCCUCUCUGCGGAGGGCGCGGACACAGUAGAGGCGUCCGUCAUGGUUCCCGGAUCCAAGAACCGUUUGCAGCGCGCAAAGGAUUACACGCCUAUUCAGCAGCAGCAUCAACCUGUUAUCCCGAACAACAAAGGGCUGUUUAUCCGAUACGCGACCGAUUAUGACCGUAAGGAACGUGGAGCGGCAGCCAAGAGUAAUUACUAUGCGGUCUAUGGACGCGAGGAAUCUAGAACUGGGACGGGCCGUAAUAACAGCGGUAGCAGCAGCAUGGGUUCCUCAAGGUACGGACGACGUAGUCGAGCGGACGAAGACGAAGUCUGGAACCGUGGUCGCGGUAUCCUGUCGAUGAGCAGCUUGAGACGGAAGAUGGAGGGAGCCGGUUCACCCUCACCAUCGCCAACGCGUCAUCGAUCAUGGUCAAGGAACAGGAGGUUGGCAGGAUCGAGGUCGAGAUCGAGAUCUUCGGGGCCACGAUCGACAUCAAGAGGCCGCUCGAGUUCACCUGGCUAUUCGUCUCGACGCGAUCGGGCUAGUCGGUCUCCUGACUCUGGAAGUCGCAUGCGUACCGAUGAUUAUGAAAACCGUGGUCGUCGCGGUGACAUUUCAUUGCGUCUGGGCGGUCGCGUCAAGGUCUCUGACGAAGAGGCCUCGAUCGCCGCAGCCGCAGCCGAGAGUCGCCUUAACCAGUACACAGAUGAUUUCUUGGCCGAACUCGAAUCGACCUUCAGCCGACGCGAGAAGGCUAUCCCCAAGACCAAAUUGUAUAGCGACUUUUAUGAACGCGAAAUCGUGACCGAGGUCCCGACCGAGUCCCAGACAAAUGCCGCCGGUCAUGGCCGGAGAGAGAACCGCGAAGGACGUCGUGAACCCAGCGGCCGAAGCGAUGAUCAUUGGGCAUCUGCAUCCACAGGUCGGGGGAGACGAGGCGAUCACAGGAAAGAGAGAGGGAGGGACAGAGAGGAGGCACUCAAGGCCCUAGAUGCACGUCUAGGAAUGCCGACGGAAGAACGUGUCGAUGAGUUUGGACGCUCAAGAAGGGACUAAGAGAGCUGUGGUAUCUUUUUUAGCAUCUCUGGAGCACCUCAAUGCAGCUCUGUAAUACAAACUACCUUGCAAAACCAAAAUGAAUUUAGUUGUCUAGUUGUUUAGUUGUUUCUAUUUUAUUUUAUUUUAUUUUAUUUUA